Molecule: messenger RNA, 4441 nt
Organism: Rhinopithecus roxellana (golden snub-nosed monkey)
Lineage: Eukaryota; Metazoa; Chordata; Mammalia; Primates; Cercopithecidae
Gene: PDE8A
Product: phosphodiesterase 8A
Exons: 22
Coding region: 720-3203 (827 amino acids)
Biological process (GO): regulation of DNA-templated transcription; signal transduction; cellular response to epidermal growth factor stimulus
Molecular function (GO): 3',5'-cyclic-AMP phosphodiesterase activity
Source: RefSeq, a predicted model, not a curated record
UUCUGCGCUUCUCGACGGUGCGGCCCCAGGCGCCGCGGGAGCCGAGGUGCGCCCCUCCCUACCCCGGCGGACGUGGCCCGGCCGACCCUAGGGGCUUCCCUAGGACCCCGCGCCUUAACCCCGGCCAGCGGGAGCGUCUAAGGCUGGCCUUGUGCCCCACCGGCGCUUGGCCUGGGGAGCUUUUCCGCCGGUCGGCGGCCCAGCAGGCGGAGCGGCGUGGGUGUCCAAAGCUAGGCGGAGUCUGGAGCCGGGGAGGCGGCGGCGGCGGCGGGAGCGGGGCCGGGCGCGGCCGGGAGCUCGCCUCUCCCGAGGGUCGCGCCGCAGCUCGGCGAGGGCGGCGUGGCUCGCGCGGCGUGGACUCAGCCGCUCCCGGGUAAGGAGUGCGCAAAUCUCCUCCCCCGUAUUUCCCCGGAAGCGCGGCCGAGUGGAACGCGGCGAUGUGAGGGAGGCGGCCGGCGGCUCCUGCCUCAGGAAGGGCAUGUUCGGAGGGGCGGCCGCGGCACGCCACCCGCCUCUGUGCUCCCUUCCCACUGCCGCCGCCGCAGCGCCCGCACCGCGAUAAAACAGGCGGCCAGGCUUCCUGACGCGAGAUCCGCGCUCGCCGCCGCCUGCCUAGGCGGCGAUGACACCGCGCCCGCGGCGGUCCCAAGGCGCCGGGUGGGCCGUUUGCUGACCGGAUCGCGGCUACCGGCCAACGUGUCCGCGGCGCCGCCGCCAGCAUGGGCUGUGCCCCCAGCAUCCACGUUUCCGAGAGCCUGGAGGUCGAGGACGCACCUAGCCCCGCGGCAUCGCCGCUGUCUUCCGGCGGGCCGCGCCUCCCGCAGGGCCAGAAGACGGCCGCCUUGUCCCAGACCCGCGGCGCCGGCCUCUUGGAGCCUCGCGACGGCAGCGGCAGGAAGGUAGCAGUAGCUGAUGUGCAAUUUGGCCCCAUGAGAUUUCAUCAAGAUCAACUUCAGGUACUUUUAGUGUUUACCAAAGAAGAUAACCAAUGUAAUGGAUUCUGCAGGGCAUGUGAAAAAGCAGGGUUUAAGUGUACAGUUACCAAGGAGGCUCAGGCUGUCCUUGCCUGUUUCCUGGACAAACAUCAUGACAUUAUCAUCAUAGACCACAGAAAUCCUCGACAACUGGAUGCAGAGGCACUGUGCAGGUCUAUCAGAUCAUCAAAACUCUCAGAAAACACAGUUAUUGUUGGUGUAGUACGCAGGGUGGAUAGAGAAGAGUUGUCCGUAAUGCCUUUCAUUGCUGCUGGAUUUACAAGGAGGUAUGUGGAAAACCCCAACAUCAUGGCCUGCUACAAUGAACUGCUCCAGCUGGAGUUUGGAGAGGUGCGAUCACAACUGAAACUCAGGGCUUGUAACUCUGUAUUCACUGCAUUAGAAAACAGUGAAGAUGCAAUUGAAAUUACAAGUGAAGACCGUGUUAUACAGUAUGCAAAUCCUGCAUUUGAAACAACAAUGGGCUAUCAGUCAGGUGAAUUAAUAGGGAAGGAGUUAGGAGAAGUGCCUAUAAAUGAAAAAAAGGCUGACUUGCUCGAUACUAUAAAUUCAUGCAUCAGGAUAGGCAAGGAGUGGCAAGGAAUUUACUAUGCCAGAAAGAAAAACGGAGAUAAUAUACAACAAAAUGUGAAGAUAAUACCUGUCAUUGGACAGGGAGGAAAAAUUAGACACUAUGUGUCCAUUAUCAGAGUAUGCAAUGGCAACAAUAAGGCUGAGAAAAUACCCGAAUGUGUUCAGUCUGACACUCAUACAGAUAAUCAGACAGGCAAACAUAAAGACAGAAGAAAAGGCUCACUAGACGUCAAAGCUGUUGCCUCCCGUGCAACUGAAGUUUCCAGCCAGAGACGACACUCUUCCAUGGCCCGGAUACAUUCCAUGACGAUUGAGGCGCCCAUCACCAAGGUAAUCAAUAUUAUCAAUGCUGCCCAGGAAAGUAGUCCCAUGCCUGUGACCGAAGCCCUAGACCGUGUGCUGGAAAUUCUAAGAACCACUGAGUUAUAUUCACCACAGUUUGGUGCUAAGGAUGAUGAUCCCCAUGCCAAUGACCUUGUUGGGGGCUUAAUGUCUGAUGGUUUGCGAAGACUAUCAGGGAAUGAAUAUGUUCUUUCAACCAAAAACACUCAAACAGUUUCAAGCAAUAUAGUCACUCCCAUCUCCCUUGAUGAUGUCCCACCACGGAUAGCUCGGGCCAUGGAAAAUGAAGAAUACUGGGACUUUGAUAUUUUUGAACUGGAGGCUGCCACCCACAAUAGGCCUUUGAUUUAUCUUGGUCUCAAAAUGUUUGCUCGCUUUGGAAUCUGUGAAUUCUUACACUGCUCUGAGUCAACACUAAGAUCGUGGUUACAAAUUAUGGAAGCCAAUUAUCAUUCUUCCAAUCCCUACCACAAUUCUACACAUUCUGCUGAUGUGCUUCAUGCCACUGCCUAUUUUCUCUCCAAGGAGAGGAUAAAGGAAACUUUAGAUCCAAUUGAUGAGGUCGCUGCACUCAUUGCAGCCACCAUUCAUGAUGUGGAUCACCCUGGGAGAACCAACUCCUUCCUGUGUAAUGCUGGAAGUGAGCUGGCCAUUUUGUACAAUGAUACUGCUGUGCUGGAGAGCCACCAUGCGGCCUUGGCCUUCCAGCUGACCGCUGGAGAUGAUAAAUGCAAUAUAUUUAAAAACAUGGAGAGGAAUGACUAUCGGACACUGCGCCAGGGGAUCAUCGACAUGGUCUUAGCCACGGAAAUGACAAAGCACUUUGAGCAUGUCAACAAAUUUGUCAACAGCAUCAACAAACCCUUGGCAACGCUAGAAGAAAAUGGGGAAACUGAUAAAAAUCAGGAAAUGAUAAACACUAUGCUUAGGACUCCAGAGAACCGGACUCUAAUCAAACGAAUGCUGAUUAAAUGUGCUGAUGUGUCCAAUCCCUGCCGACCCCUGCAGUACUGCAUCGAGUGGGCUGCACGCAUUUCAGAAGAAUAUUUUUCGCAGACUGAUGAAGAGAAGCAGCAGGACUUACCUGUGGUAAUGCCAGUUUUUGACAGAAAUACCUGCAGCAUCCCCAAAUCCCAAAUCUCUUUCAUUGAUUACUUCAUCACAGACAUGUUUGAUGCUUGGGAUGCCUUUGUAGACCUGCCUGAUUUAAUGCAGCAUCUUGACAACAACUUUAAAUACUGGAAAGGACUGGACGAAAUGAAGCUACGAAGCCUCCGACCACCUCCUGAAUAGCGGGAGACCACCCAGAGCCCUGAAGCUUUGUUCCUUUGGUCAUUUGGAAUUCCCGAGGGCAGCCAGAGUUCCUUGGUCCUUUCAGUAUUAGGCAGGACAGCCCCCUGGUCUGCAUAGCCUGUGAAAGCCCACGGGGACAUCAGUAACCUUCUGCAGCCACCAUCCGAUGCCAUUACUGUCAAGUGAGACUUGGCCACUAUAGCCUGGGCCUGCUGCAGGAGCUCUUCAGAAAGGCACAUGAAGACCAUGGUUUGCAUCAGCUUUCUGAUAAAACACAAGGCCUGGAGUGCCCCUGCAAAGGGUAUUAAUGGAUUUCCUGCCAGUGACAGAGCAUGUCUAUUGCAAACAGUUUCUCAGUUCAGCACUUAAGAACAGCUAAUGGCAAUAGGAUCUUUAGCAACUUUUUCACAUCAUAGAAGGUGCAAUCACUCACUUUGGAACACUACUGAGAGUGACUUCUCUUUUAAAAUUGAGUAGCAAAUGAAAAAUUAAAAGAAAAUUUGAACUUGAUUAUUAAUAUCAAUUAAAAUGCUUUAUUUAUUUUAUUAAAAGCUCAGUAUUUUCUGUGAAUUCAAAAAUACUUCAAAGCCAAAGGCCAACUUCAAAUACCAUGACCAAAUUUACAUGAUUCAUAUUCAUUAUGCAUUACUUGGUAUACAGACUUAUUUUCAUAAUGCAAAUUAAUAUAAAAUGACAUUUUUACUGCACUAUAGGAAUAUUCAUGUAUGUUAAACUUUUCUGAUUGAGGCUAAUUGGAAAAAGCUGGGGUCUUUUUUCUAAGCACUAAAGAAGGCUGCUUCUACUCUAUAGAACCCAGGGCUCUGAAAUAGCCCUAGCUGCCUAAUGAACUUCACAGGUAACUCCCCAAGGUAAAAUUAGACUCUUCUGGGUUUGCAAAGAAAAAUUAGGACUUAACACUUUUUUCUAAAAUUUUAUAAUUGAAUUCCAAAUGUCUACCCUAUUUUAUACUGUUUCUACAAAAUAUUCCUUAUAAAAACAAAGAACAAAAAUGGAAUAUUUAAUGAAUUGACAUUUUAUAACCAACCUGUUUUUAUCUGCAGUGGGAAUCUUUGAUGCCAGAAAUUUAUAAAGAGGUUCUGUAUCUUCACACUUUGAAUAAGCAUAAUACCAUAAAAAAUGACACUUGACAUGUCAAUGUGUUUGUCAUUUCAUUUUAAACUUGUAUUUGUGGUUUUUUCCCAGAUAAAAAUGAAAUUAAACCAUUUCUUUUUAAGAAA